Messenger RNA from Liolophura sinensis, 3001 nucleotides. Its product is annotated as dysbindin-like. Gene Ontology annotation, biological process: negative regulation of protein kinase activity. The record is from RefSeq and is a predicted model, not a curated record. The transcript is spliced from 8 exons. The coding region runs from base 97 to 1323 and encodes 408 amino acids. Gene Ontology annotation, cellular component: cytoplasm. NCBI's taxonomy places the organism in Eukaryota, Metazoa, Mollusca, Polyplacophora, Chitonida, Chitonidae.
UUGACUGUCGUCCGAUGGUGAGCGUAUUCGUCUGUCGGGUCAAACACAAACAACGUGUCUUCUGCCAAUGACGGAUGUGAACUGCAGACGGUCACGAUGAGUGUGUUUAAGAAUAUCAAAGGCACUAUUCAGAGUGUUCAACAGGACAUUUCAACCAGCAUCAAGUCUUUAACGACCUCCACCAAAGAAAAAGAUGUUGCAGUGAGAACGGCCAAAAGUCAUGGUGUUAACUUGGAUGCAGGGGCUGACUUGCUUCACAGGUAUCAAGAGAACUGGAAGGAGCUGAACAAACAGGCAGAGGAGAAUGCAUCUAAGGCUGAGGAUCUGGCAAUUUUGAUUGGCUCCUUGUAUGUAAGGUAUAGUGGCCAAUCAGAAAGUCUGACACAGUUGAAGGAGGAAACCAGCACUUUACCUACAGUUCUCCAACAGCUUCAAGAUUUGACAAAUCAAAUUGCUAAGGUGGAGGAACUAUGCGAGCAGGUGGAAGCAGCAGAGAUUCACCUGGAGAACAUCUGUGAGGUGCAGGAGUUUAAGAGAGCCCAGGCUACUCAUCACCAACAGCUGGCAGCAUAUAAAGAGAUGAAACAAAGGGAUGUGGAGAAAUUCAAAGUUUCGCUUGCACAGCAGCAUGCCAAGAAUAUAAAAUCUCGAGACAUGAAGAGACAGACACAGCUGAAAGAGCGCCAGUCGAUAUUCCAGGAAGCGUUUGAUAAGGACAUCAACUACUACCGAACAUUUGGUCAUACCGAAAGACAGCCCAGUGUGGAAAAUGAGGUUGCCGAGAGGAAGUUAGCUGAGAUAAAGAUAGAAGAAGAUGCGAGUGCCUUGGAUAGUUUUCUGGAGUCUACAGAUGUGACUCCAUCUAGCGACAGGCCACCAGUGUUUACAGAGGAUGAAAUGCCAGAGGAGGAAUGUGACUCUGGGGUUAUCAAUGAUAGCAUUGAAGGCCUGGAAUCUGCCACUUCUGGCCUUCAAGACACUGACAACAGCACCUGUAUGGCUGAUGUCACUAGACAAGAACUGUCUGGAGAGAGUCAUGUGGAGAAGGCAGACAGCUACAUGCUGGGUGCCGCAGAAGCCGGAGAAAGCUGUGAUAAAGAUUCCGUGGGGGAUGAGAGGAUAGUGGAGAGGGAAGAUGAUGUUACUAGUAAUGAUAACGUUAAGACAUUACCAAAUGGACUGGAUGUAUCAGAUGAAAUGGCGUCAGCUGACACAAAGUCCACGACUCUUGCCGAUGAACUGUCCGCUGCUGACACUGUUUCCAGUACCGAGGAUGAGUCAUCAAUUGGUGCUAAGAUUUCAUCUGAAAAUGCUGAUUCUUAGAUCAGUGGGGUUAUGUCAAAGUAUAUAUGCUGAUCGUUGGGAGAAUUUUGUUUUGUUCAAGAAUCAGUGUUGUAAAAUGAUGUUUCAGAGUAUUAUCGGUUAUAAAAAAAGUGACUGUUAAGUUGAAGAUAUGAUGGGAGUUGCAGGAUGUAAACAUGAAAACAUGAUAACUUAUGCAAUACCAAUUUUUAUAUAGAAGUGUUUGCAUAGAGCCUUUUUGUCAUGUGUAUAUUUAUGCAGUAAUGAUGGAAUAUACAGUAAUCUGCAGGUAUUAAUCUCAUCUCACAGUUGAUUCACGUCAUAAAUCAACUUGAAACAUUUCCCCAUACAUCGAGCCCCACAAUUUUUCCAAGCAUGACCUUCAGGAAAUUAACUGGAGUUAGUUUCUGUAGCAGAAAUGUAGAACCAGUUGUGGAUCAAAUGCUGUCUGUAUAAGGAGGGGGUCAAUUUAUUUUUCCAAGCAUGACCUGCAGAAAAUUAACUGAAGUUAGCUUCUGUGGCAGAAAUGUAGAACCAGUUGUGGAUCAAAUGCUGUCUGUAUAAGGAGGGGGUCAAUUUAUUUUUCCAAGCAUGACCUUCAGAAAAUUAACUGAAGUUAGCUUCUGUGCUAGAAAUGUAGAACCAGUUGUGGAUCAAAUGCUGUUUGUAUAAUAAGGGGGCCAGGGUAUGAAAAGUUUCGGAUGUGCCAUAUAAUACACCAUUUUCAUACACCAUGUUAACAUGUCUUUGCUUGUUUAUAUGACAACCAAUCUGCCGACUCUAAUAGUUGAUUUGUGUGCAGCUAAGCAUUCGCAACUCGUCACUCGUAUUUGGUGGCACUAGACAUCUGACAUGAAAGCAAUUUGUGUUUGUUCUAAGCUAUUUUUGAAUUAUUAUAAUGGUAUAGGAAACACCGUACGACCCUGUAUUAAUGACUGGUACUCCUUGAAUGUGUGGAUAUUUUGUAAACUGGACUUAAGGUGAGUAAGAUAUAAAGUAAGUUUAUAUAGAUUUAUACAUAUUUUUGAUUUAGUGUUCUGUGAAGGAAACUUACUCGAUUGCUGUAAGACAGGUUGUUGACCAAUGCUAGAAUAGCACCUUGCAUAUGAUGUACCUGAGACUGAUAUACAGUGUGUAUGAUAGUCCCAGGAUGUACAGAGGAAAAUCACUUUAGUGCAGUGAGACAGGGUGUUGACAAAUACCGGGACAGCACCUAGUGUGUGAUGCAAGCCUGCAGAAGAAAAGGACUCAAAUGCAGUGAGACAGUGUGUUGACUAAUACCGGGACAGCACCUAGUGUGUGAUGUAAGCCUGCAGAAGAAAAGGACUCAAAUGCAGUGAGACAGUGUGUUGACUAAUACCGGGACAGCACCUAGUGUGUGAUGUAAGCCUACAGAAGAAAAGGACUCAAAUGCAGUGAGACAGUAUGUUGACUAAUACCGGGACAGCACCUAGUGUGUGAUGUAAGCCUACAGAAGAAAAGGACUCAAAUGCAGUGAGACAGUGUGUUGACUAAUACCGGGACAGCACCUGGUGUGUGAUGUAAGCCUACAGAAGAAAAGGACUCAAAUGCAGUGAGACAGUGUGUUGACUAAUACCGGGACAGCACCUGGUGUGUGAUGUAAGCCUGCAGAAGAAAAGGACUCAAAUGCAGUGAUUUGUGCAAGCAGAGUGUGUUGACUAAUACCGGGACAGCACCU